GUUGUCCACCCAGUCAGUGGGGAUGCCCUUCCUGUUAACACUGAAGGUCAAAUCUGUCUACGAAGUCCCACCGUGAUGCAAGGAUAUUUGAGCGGCGCCCAAGUUAGUUCGAACGUUGUCGACGCUGACGGCUGGUUCCAUACUGGGGAUAUUGGAAUGAUGGAUCAUGUAGGACAAACAGUUAUUGUUGAUCGACAGAACUCAUCACAAGUAAACGCAAGUAUGUGGAAGGAAAACACGGCUGAGCAGAUCAUGCCAUUUUGA
This is a messenger RNA of Strongylus vulgaris, 264 nucleotides long. NCBI's taxonomy places the organism in Eukaryota, Metazoa, Nematoda, Chromadorea, Rhabditida, Strongylidae. The record is from the annotation of a GenBank genome assembly.